This is a messenger RNA of Ruditapes philippinarum (Manila clam), 5124 nucleotides long. RefSeq lists its product as uncharacterized. The coding region runs from base 226 to 5124 and encodes 1632 amino acids. Lineage: Eukaryota; Metazoa; Mollusca; Bivalvia; Venerida; Veneridae. The transcript has 19 exons. The record is from RefSeq and is a predicted model, not a curated record.
ACUGGCCAACCUUAUGGUCAUCUCUUUCAGCCUAGUGAAAUAGGUAGCGCUGGAGGAGGUGGGAAGAAUAUAGGCGGCCAAGGUGGGGGAAAGCUUUAUAUUGAAGUUUCUGAUCGCCUUUUGAUUGACGGAGAAAUAAGAGUAAAUGGAGGUGACGGUAAGUCAAAAGAAGGAGGCGGAGGGUCAGGUGGUUCAAUAAUCAUUGACACAUACAAAUUCCGAGGCAUGGGAAAUAUAACAUCUAACGGAGGUAGUCGUUUUACAAGCGGUACAGGUGGGGGAGGGGCAGGUGGCCGUAUUGCAAUAUAUUUCAGAAAGAACGUAACAUAUUGGGGUGAAUACCAAUGCCAUGGCGGAUAUUCUACCGGAAAUGCUGAGUCUGGUGGCCCUGGAAUCGUGUUUAUUUACAACGUUGAAAAGAACCACAGCACUAUUUAUAUCAAUAACAGAAUGCGCACUACUAGAGAUGAUGUGAAUUUGAUACGAGAUUACACAGAUCUGUCUAGAGAUCGAUUCAAGGCAUGGAUUUUGCCGGAAUCGUCAGAUCAUUGGCUUGCGGGUGGAAACGAUAACUAUAGGUUUAAUGAGCUCCAGAUAUUUGGUAACGCUCAUCUUGCAUUAUUGCCUAAAUUCUACGAAGAAGGCUGCAUUUUACAUUUCUUGCAUAUGAUAGGGGAUCGCACCGGCUUCGUUCAUGUUGGUCCUUUUCAGGUCAUGGACCUUAAACGAUUAUUUUUGGAUACGCCAUUUAGUACUUACAUUUAUAACGGUGGCUACCUUGGUCUCGCAACAGAGACCUUCCUUGAAAAAGUAUUUAUCCACGUAGAAGGCACCGUUGAUCACAUACACAAUCUCACUCUUAUGCAAGGUGGUGCUCUUAAACUUUUUAAAACCGGAUCAACGAAUCGUAGAGACCCACUAAAUUACGUGAUUAAAGGUCUUACUGUAAUUAAAGCCGAUUCAUAUAUCAACUGUUCUAGUCCAAAUGCAGAUAGUGACUCUUACAAUUUGAAAUUUGGUUGGGCAAUUGUUGAAGGAGGUGGUCUCAUAAAGGGAGGGAAUUUGAACCUCACUGCAACGGAUUUCACAAUUGACGAUGGUGGUUAUGUUGACGUUAGCAAUGGCGGAUAUCGUUCUGACCUAGGGAAAGCUCCUGGGAUUUGGAGUAUCUUAGGAUCAAGUGGUGCAUCUCAUGGGGGUCUUGGUGGACGUGGCGGAUGCGGUGGCUUUAUCACGUGCAGACUUGAACGAAAUGCGCCGUAUGGUAACCUGUAUACGCCGAAUGAACACGGAAGUGGAGGAGCACUAAGCAGUGGUGGAACUGGUGGAGGUGUCAUUCACAUGAAGAUAGCCCAUACAUUGGCUGUAGAUGGUUAUAUCAAAGCUAACAGUGAAAACAUUGUGAAGAGUGAUGGAAAUGGUGCCAGUGGUGGAAGUGGUGGCAGUAUUACCAUUUAUACACACAAUUUUACAGGAAGUCAUACAGGUCACAUCCAGGUUAUUGGCGGAUCAGGAGAUGUUACUAAAGGAGGUGGUGGCGCUGGUGGUAGGAUCGCCCUGUAUCAUUCUCGUCACGAGACCAUACCUCACUAUAGAGGCUAUUUUGACUCUUUUGGUGGGAAGCCAGGCACCAAUGCUGAGGCAGGUGCUGCAGGCACAGUUUAUGUACAUGAUGGUGAAAGGUCAUACAGCAUGCUUCAAAUAGACAAUAAUGGCCAGAGAUCAAUAAAUGAAGAGACCGCCAUAUUGAAUGAAGGACACAGGAUAGAUCUUUCCUCAGUUCCAGGACAGUAUAGUACAAGUACAUCAUACACAACAACCCAUGGACAUAUUGUGACUAGUAACCAAGAAAUAUAUGUGCGCACCUAUUUGAACAGCUACAGAAAUGAAUACUACAGGCUACACCAUAUGUUUGACCAUACCAUGGGCUCCUCAUGGACAGACUUCUUCAUGGCUAGAGCCGGGUCAGCUAAGGUCACCAUAACUCUGAAUCAACAGAUGUACAUUAAUAAAAUCAAAAUUUACCCAACAAUUGGGUACAGCACUAAAUUCAAGGUUACAGGAUACAACAAGCUGGCUGGAUCUAGUUUUGAGGUGACAAGUAACUACAUAUUACCCAGCAACCAUGGCACACAAGGCUCAUACAUUGACUUGCCUGUCGGAAAAGAAGCUGUUAAAUUUGAUUUUGACCUUGUCAGUACAUCAAGUUCCUAUGUAGCUUUGAGUGAGAUUGAAAUAUUUUCAGAUCCCUCCCCAGAUGAGCACAGGUACAAACAUAUUGGUCUUUUUGGAGCCUCCACAUGGAUCUUUGCAGAUCGUAAUGAACAGUUUACAUUCAGUGAGGUCAUUCUCAAAGGACAAUCUCAUCUUGCCUUUAUGCCAAGGCAUGACUACACAGAUGGUGUACUGGUUGAUGUUGGUAAUGUCAUUGGAGACAAAACAGGUUUUCUUCAUGUUGGUUACAACCAAGAAGUUUCUAUUAACAAAACAGCAUAUGAUGUUCCAUUUAACACCCAUGUGUAUGAAACUGGUCAUGUGACAUACCCACCAAGGACUUUCUUCUACAAGACAAAACUUGUAUCUUCUGGAAAGGUUUCAGGCAUGGAAGACCUGUAUGUGUUCAAAGGAGGACUGGUUUCCAUAGAUACAAGUGGUAGCAUAGCAACCAGUCACACUAGUGCUAAAGUAUCAAUGAAAUCUCUGCAUGUACAGGAGGCAGGAACGUUUGAGAUGAAGUCCUACACAUCACUUGAUAGCUUCAAUAUGGAUGCUACUAAUAUAUCAAUAUAUGGAGGAGGCCAUUUCAAAGUAAACACUGCUUUAAAAAUGACUGUGCAUCAUUUAUUGGCUGUAUAUUCUGGUGGCAAGUUAGAUCUUAGUGGAGCAGGUUUCCAGUCUGAUUCAGUGAAUCAUGGACCAGCACCUGGAAUAGGUUCAGCAUCAGGAGGAAGUGGUGGUGGCCACGGUGGAAGUGGAGGUCGAGGCUCUGGGCUCACAACAGUUGGUAUAGGGUAUGACUCCAUGUAUGAACCUAAUAUGGCAGGAUCAGCAGGUGGCCAUGGAUACCAUUUUGGUGAACUUUAUUUUGGUGACAAUGUCUAUGGUAAUACUGUAGUACGUAAAGGUUUAGGUGGACCUGGUGGAGGUAAACUGGAGGUCCGUAGUCGACAUGUAGACAUAGAUGGAUUAGUAGCUGUUAAUGGCAUAAACCCUGAUGCUAGAUCUGAUAGAGGUGCAGGUGGAGGAGCUGGUGGAGCAAUCUGGAUUAUAUGUGAGGAAGUUGUUGGACAUGGAACUAUCACAGCUUUUGGUGGUAAUGGAGGAGGGGUCAAAGGUCAGGCUGGAGGUGGGGGCGCUGGUGGCAGAAUCUCUGUACAGUGUGAUAACAUACAUAAAUUUAAUAUCACCAUGAGAGCUUAUGGCGGUGUAAGUAACAGUGAGACUGGAGGGGCAGGGACAUCAUAUCUUGAAGCAAGGCACGAAAACGGUACACUUUACAAAAAGAAACUCACUGUUGACAACAAUGGCCACGCUUACCCUCAUGCUGCGGAUUACAAUGCUGGCUUCUUGAGAAAUCUUCUAAAUGGAGAGUAUAAAGAUAUCAGUAACACAGGUGGUGUAACUUGGCUUUAUCAUGACAAAUUUGCAUACAGUUUUAAGGAAUUGGACGUACGAGGAAACGCCCAUGUUGCUAUUUUAAGCGACACAGACAAUGAAGUCAUUGAUUUACGUGUAGAUUUUCUCUGGGGUGACAGGACUGGUGUGUUGCAUGCUGGGAAAAAUCAGACUUUUGGACUGAGAGAUGUGGAUGUGUAUUUGCCGACUAACUUAGCAGCAUACAGGUAUAGCAGAAUAGAAGUUCCAUCAAAAGUGACACUGCGUGAAGUAUGGGCAGAAAUUAACGGUACUAUAGAAGGCAUGAAUGUUAUAGCUGUAGAAAAUGAAGGAGAACUCUACAUAUGGUCAUAUGCCAACUCAGAUGGCUACAAGGAAGGUCAGCUUGUGGCAACAAACAUUUCUGUGAGGGCAGGUGGAAAGUUUGAGCCUCUGACAGCUGUAGAACAGAUGAACCUGAUCGUGACGAGGCUUGUGGUGAACGGGAAUGGUUAUGUGAGGACUAAUAGUCUGAAACUAAAUGCUACAAAUGUAACAAUUGACCUGUCAGGUGAUUUCCAUGCUGACUUCACUGGUUUCCCUGGCAACGAGGGUCAUGGUAAAGGAAGGAAUGCCAACAGUCACGAAGGUGGAGGGACAGGUGGUGGUCAUGGAGGUCGUGGGGGUAGAUGUAAAAAUGGAUAUUUCUCAGCAUACUCAUAUGAUUCUAUGUAUUUCCCCACACAGAUGGGUAGUGGAGGUGGCAAUUCUCCAAGUGGAAAUGGUGGUAGGGGUGGAGGUAUUAUACACAUGUUUAUCAAAGAUGAACUAAGGGUCGAAGGUCGUUUACAUAGUAAUGGUGAAAAGGGUGGAGACAGUAAAGCAGGAGGCGGGGCUGGAGGAUCUCUAUAUGUAUCAGCCAAUCAUCUUGAUGGAACUGGAUCUAUUGAAGUAACAGGAGGAGCAGGAGGUACAAGUGGUGGAGGAGGUGGAGGUGGACGAAUAGCUAUCUAUCACACAGACCAAAACCACUUCACUGGCAAAUACCUUGUACAUGGUGGGUGGGGUACAGAGCAAUAUGGUGGCCCAGGAACUGUAUAUCUUGAGUCUCGCUUUGUAACUCCGGCAUAUAGACAUCUGAUAGUAGAUAACAAUGGUCAUUCAACAAGCAACAGAAUUUAUGAAGUGGAACGUCUCAACUUAGCAGGAAAUUAUUACACAACGAGAAAUUAUCCAGAAAUGGUCUUCCAUAGUCACAAUGGUGUUAAUACUACAACUACAGCACGACCACAUAGUGUGUUACAUAGUAUUCCAGAUGCCAACUACUACUACCCAACUUAUCCAUUAAGCCAUUUAUUUACACCUGGAAAAGCAAAUGUGAACACGAUCUACAUGUCACAUGCAAAACAGGCAACCUUGACCAUUGACCUACCAUAUAAAACUUAUGUGGAGUAUCUGCAAAUAUUUCCAUACUGUGAGAGUUUUAAAGUAAGUAGUUCUUCACUUGUAUCUCUAAAAAUUGAUGUGUAA